CGCGCGGCCAAUGGCGGCGGCGCGGCGGGGCGGGGCGAGGUGAGGAAGCAGAGAGGCGCGGCUGUUGUCGUCGCCGUCGGUUCUCUGAGGACUCUCCAUCAGAAGGCCAAGAAACUUUAACUUGUUUCACACAAGUUAUUCAGAUGAAGCAAUGCUCCAUAUGAGCCUUCCAACAUCUGCAUGUGUAGAUCUGUCCAGUGUAUUAAUCGCAUCUAACACUGCUCCCUUCCGGAGAAAAGACAUCCAAGAGAGCCUCAUACAGUGUACGUUCAGUAACUAGACCUGCUGAAAACUUUGCUCUUCAAAUCUAUUAGGAAGUCUGGUGUUUGUGGGAAGCUAAAAAGCUCAGUAAUGGCGCCGUUACCAAAUGCUGAAUUAGUUCAGAACUCCUUGCAGUUGUAUCGUUACCUGCUCUGAUGCUGUAAGCAACUUCCCAAAGAGAAUAUUCGUCAGCAUUACCGACAUGCUAUCAGGCAGAGUUUCAAAGUUCAUGCAGAUGAAGAUGAUCCUGAGCGAAUCCAACAGAUUAUUAAGAGAGCCAUUGAAGAUGCUGACUGGGUCAUGAACAAAUAUAGAAAACAGAAGUAGAAGAGGAAUGAUGAACACAAGAAUGUUGCUGGUAAACAUCCUUAAAGGACUUGCAGUCAAACCCAGUGCUGUGUUAUAGUUAUUGCCUGCAGUUUUCUCUUAAAUAAUACAAAUACAAUAAUUUAUAUCUCAUUGGAAUGUCAUGAAGCUAAAUUAAUAUUUCCAAAGUUAUUACAGUCUGUAUAUUGGACACAAACUGCGUUCAAAGUAUAAUCACAAAUUUUAGUUGAAAGAAGCCCAGGCUUGUCUAAGAUUUGAGUAACAGAGAACUUCUCAGGAAAACUUACCGAGAAUGAAAAUAUAGUGGAGUACAAGUCAUUAAUAAAUAAUAAAUAGUGCCCUGUGUGUUGUUCCUAUCUGAUGAAUUACAGCAUCUCAUCUGAAGGAAGUAGUAUCUGAGCACAGAGGUCUAUGCUGGGAGCCCGCAAACCUGAGAAAAGCUCACUGAGGAUCAGAGCAAGUUUCUCUUCACUUGAUUGUGGACUAGAUCAUACUGUUAGGCUUAGAUCCACCCUAGCAUAGCAGUGUUUGAUACAUCUACUGUGCAAGCUGUUUGUUGGCAAGGUGAUUCUGUAUGACUAACAAUGGAUUUAAGUUUGGGUUUGUAUGACGUUCCCAGUUAGGGUAGUUGGUCUGUUAACAUCAGAUCAUCCGCUGUCAGGACCAUAGAUAUGUUUUCAGAGUGAAGCAGAGAUGUGACCAGAGCAUAGAGCUGGCUUUAAACCAGUAGCAGGCACAAAAGUGUAGGCUACAUGCAGAGAACAUACCUGCAGGAACUUUAACCUCAUCUGAAACUUGUACCACAGUAUUUUCCACUUGCCUUCCUGUACUAGGGCAUGUCUUCAUCCUACUCUGUAGGUUUGCACUUGAACUAAUGGUUGUCUUUUCUUAUUUAC
Cuculus canorus (common cuckoo) is the source of this 1484-nucleotide messenger RNA. RefSeq names its product LYR motif containing 9 (gene LYRM9). The transcript has 7 exons. The record is from RefSeq and is a predicted model, not a curated record. NCBI's taxonomy places the organism in Eukaryota, Metazoa, Chordata, Aves, Cuculiformes, Cuculidae.